CAGCGGCGGCGGCGGAGCGGCGAGCGGGCGAGCUGAGGCGGCCCGGGCACCGGCGGGAGCUUCUCUCUCUCCAUCUCUCUCCAGGGCUGGACUAAAUAACUUUGGAACUGUCCACCAGCGGAGUCACGUCCUGAACAUGAGCCUCCUCCUCUCCGUCUACCUGCUCGGGUUGCUUGUCAGUGGCGGGCAAGCUCUUCUCCAAGUGACAAUUUCACUUAGCAAAGUAGAGCUUAGCGUGGGUGAAUCUAAAUUCUUCACAUGUACAGCCAUUGGUGAACCUGAGAGUAUAGACUGGUAUAAUCCUCAAGGAGAGAAGAUCAUUUCCACACAGAGGGUUAUGUUGCAGAAGGAAGGUGUGAGGUCACGGCUUACCAUCUACAAUGCAAACAUAGAAGAUGCUGGGAUAUAUCGCUGCCAAGCAACUGAUGCCAAGGGACAGACACAAGAAGCUACAGUAGUUUUAGAAAUUUACCAAAAACUCACUUUCAGAGAAGUGGUGUCUCCUCAAGAAUUCAAGCAAGGAGAGGACGCAGAAGUGGUUUGCAAAGUUAGCAGCUCGCCUGCACCUGCAGUCAGCUGGCUGUAUCACAACGAGGAAGUCACCACCAUUUCCGACAAUCGGUUCUCUGUGCUAGCCAACAAUAAUCUGCAGAUUCUCAAUAUCAAUAAAAGUGAUGAAGGUAUAUACAGAUGUGAAGGAAGAGUUGAGGCUCGGGGAGAGAUCGACUUCCGAGACAUCAUUGUUAUUGUUAAUGUGCCACCAGCAAUUAUGAUGCCUCAGAAGUCCUUCAAUGCCACCGCAGAGAGAGGGGAGGAGAUGACACUAUCCUGUAGAGCCCUGGGCUCUCCAGAACCUUCCAUUUCAUGGUUCAGGAAUGGCAAGCUCAUAGAAGAAAAUGAAAAGUACACACUGAAAGGCAGUAAUAAGGAACUCACCGUGAGGAACAUAAUCAAUAGUGACGGGGGCCCUUACGUAUGUAGGGCCACAAACAAGGCAGGAGAAGAUGAAAAGCAGGCUUUCCUUCAGGUCUUUGUACAGCCUCAUAUCAUACAACUUAAAAAUGAGACUACAUCAGAGAAUGGUCAUGUCACACUCACAUGUGAAGCCGAAGGGGAGCCUGUUCCAGAAAUCACAUGGAAAAGAGCUGUGGAUGGCGUCACCUUUUCUGAAGGCGAUAAGAGCUCAGAUGGCCGCAUCGAAGUCAGAGGGCAGCAUGGAAGCUCAUCCCUGCACAUUAGAGAUGUGAAGUUGUCAGAUUCAGGGAGAUAUGACUGUGAAGCUGCAAGUACAAUUGGAGGGCACCAAAAGAGCAUGCAUCUUGACAUUGAAUAUGCUCCUAAGUUUGUAUCAAAUCAGACAAUCUAUUACUCAUGGGAAGGAAAUCCAAUCAAUAUAAGUUGCGAUGUGAAAUCAAAUCCACCAGCAGCAAUCCAUUGGAGAAGAGAGAAAUUAGUAUUACCAGCCAAAAAUACCACUAACUUAAAGACAUACAGUUCAGGAAGAAAAAUUAUAUUAGAGAUUGCCCCUACAUCUGACAACGACUUUGGACGGUAUAACUGUACUGCUACUAACAGCAUAGGAACAAGAUUUCAAGAAUACAUUCUUGCUUUAGCUGAUGUUCCCUCCAGUCCCCAUGGAGUGAAGGUCAUAGAGCUGUCACAGACCACAGCCAAGAUUUCAUUCAACAAACCAGACUCCCAUGGAGGGGUGCCUAUUCACCACUAUCAAGUGGAUGUCAAAGAAGUGGCAUCGGAGAUCUGGAAAAUCGUACGCUCCCAUGGAGUUCAAACACUGGUUGUUUUGAGCAACCUGGAACCGAAUACAACUUAUGAAAUCAGGGUUGCAGCCGUGAAUGGAAAAGGGCAAGGAGACUACAGUAAGAUAGAAAUCUUCCAGACGUUACCUGUGCGUGAACCAAGCCCUCCAUCCAUACAUGGACAGCCAAGCAGUGGAAAGAGUUUUAAACUCAGCAUCACCAAACAGGAUGAUGGAGGGGCCCCUAUUUUGGAGUACAUUGUGAAAUACAGAAGUAAAGAUAAGGAAGACCAAUGGCUAGAGAAGAAAGUGCAGGGAAAUAAAGAUCACAUCAUUUUGGAACAUCUACAGUGGACAAUGGGCUAUGAAGUUCAGAUUACAGCUGCUAACCGAUUGGGGUACUCUGAACCCACAGUUUAUGAGUUCAGUAUGCCCCCAAAGCCCAACAUUAUUAAAGACACACUUUUUAAUGGUCUUGGGCUUGGAGCCAUCAUCGGCCUGGGAGUUGCUGCACUGUUGCUAAUCCUUGUGGUAACAGAUGUUAGCUGCUUCUUCAUUCGACAGUGUGGGUUAUUGAUGUGUAUCACCAGGAGAAUGUGUGGCAAGAAAAGUGGCUCCAGUGGGAAAAGUAAAGAACUUGAAGAAGGAAAAGCUGCAUACCUGAAAGAUGGAUCAAAAGAGCCAAUAGUAGAGAUGAGAACAGAAGAUGAACGAAUUACGAACCAUGAGGACGGGAGCCCAGUAAAUGAACCAAACGAAACCACACCAUUGACAGAACCUGAAAAACUGCCUUUAAAAGAAGAAAAUGGGAAAGAAGUCUUAAAUGCAGAAGCUAUAGAAAUCAAAGUUUCUAAUGACAUCAUCCAAUCUAAAGAGGAUGACGGCAAGGCAUAACCCCCGGGUUGGAGCAACUGGACCACCAGUACAAAGCGCAUUCAGAUUGCAGUGACCCUAUGACCAAAACUAUUCCAUUGACCUUAAUUUCUUGGGGAAUGUCUAGCUUGGAAUAGCUUGUACACAUAUACAUAUGAUCAAACCUUCCUUCUCAUUGUCCAUUUCCUUUGUUGUUGUGGUUGUGGUGGUUGUUCAUUUUGUUAUAAAUUUUCAGUAUAAAAACUUGGUUGGCAGCAACUUUGGGUAUCAAUUUGACUCUCUGAUUGAAGUCCUGCAAACUAUUACAUGUCUAAAGUGCUCUCCCUUGUCUCACAGGACACCAACAAAUAUAUAUUAAGCUCUUUAAAAUAUGUAGGUGCAAUGGAAAACAGAACAAAAAGCUUUGUGAGCUGAAUGUAUAAGCAAGCGCUGCAUGUUUAUGAAUCUUAUCUUGGACACACACAUGAUGAGUAGGGUUUUCAGCUUAAAGUGAAGGUGCAUAAAAAAUGUUAUUCCAUUUUAUCAGGAGAAUUUCAGGGAACCCAGAUUUGAAAGAGCCAGUUAAUGAUCACCUGCAGGUAUUAAAGAAAUGAGGAUGUGUUGGGGAAUUAUUUGAUGAUGAUAGUACAUUUUCAACACUGAUCUUUGAUACAAUGAAGUACCAGGUCAAAAUUGUUACCCAUAUGAAAGAAUAUAAAUCAAGUGUAAAAUUAGAGUAGAAGGACUCCCUAAACCUCUAUAUGCCAUAAUCACUCACAAUGAAUGACACAAAAAUUCAAUGUAUUUAUAAUGUUGAUUUCUGCCCUCAGCUUCAAAAUAAAAUGAAUUGACAUGGGAACAAUGUGAAUAUGUUAUCUUGAGAUAUUUAUAAUUAUAUAAUAUUUUUGUUUUAAUAUAAUUUACCAAAAACAAAAUUAUUACUCUAUAAAUACUUUAAAUCAAAUUGUCAGGAAUGUUUUACUGUGUAGUUGGGGGAUAGUUUUUAAUAACUAAUUUCUUAACACUAUAUUUAUGUAUAUCCCUCACUAAAUGAAAUCGGCAAUUAAUGCUCAGUUAAAAGAACAAAUUUAACAUACAAUUAAUGUUGCAGAAAAUUUUCAAUAAUGAACAAGUUACCAUUAUUGCUUUUUCUUUCUAUAAUGUUGCAGCUAGAACCCAUUUUAAGAUUUUGAUAAACAAGUCUAGUUGAAUUAAUUUUUUGACUAUAUAACAUAAAAUUUCUAAUAUAACUUGUUAUGGCCUAUAUCAUAAUGCAUUACUUACUAACUUCCAAGCUAUGCAAGCUCCCAGUUUAAAAAAAAAAACUUUUAAAAAGUCUCAACUGUGAUUUAAAGUAUAACAUAUUUGUAACUAUAAAUACACAAACCCAUUGGGAGCAGGGUUUAGAUUAGUUCUUAAACUAGAGAUCCAAAGGAUUAUUUGGUCCCCAUUACACUCAUAACCCUUGGUGAUUCAGGCAUAGACUGAAUAACUCCAAUAUUGACUGGCUAGAGAAUACAACCCACUAUUAGAAGGAACUGUUGGCAGCACAGAGGACCUGCUUUGAAAUGGAGGCAAUUUGAAGAAAAUUAAAUAUAAUGUCUAUGGCACUCACGAAUUGGUUUAUGAAGUGCUUAAAAUUGUCAGGCAAGGCAUUAUUUUGCUCUGUUCCUUCCUUGGCUAGCUGUCAGCUGUCCAGAACAUGCCCACCUGCAUCUAAAGCACCACAGCUUCCAGGUGUCAUCUUUGUAAUCUCAAGGCUAAAUGUAGGAAUCUCUCCGCUGCAAUUGAUGGCAUCUUCUCAAGAGGAAAAUAACAAAUCUGUGCCUAACUAGGAAUUAGAGCAGUGUCUAAAACAGUUCUUUCCAUCCUUCUAAGUAACUUGACUAUUCAACUGGUUCUUGGCAGAUUUGACAGUGGAUGUUUAAUUUACAUUUGUCUGAUAUUUGCUUUGCUUAAGUUAGGUUUGCUGUCAUUUAUGUCCUUUCAUUUUUUUUUUUUUUUGCAAUGGUGUGAUAAAACUAGUCAAAAUACUUGAAUUAGUUUGUGCAAAGUGAAUAAGCUUAGUAGUGUCUAUAAAGCAAUAGCCAUGAACACUGAUUUUCACUGAAUAGGGCCACUUUGUUUAAACAGAUAGUGAACUAAUUGGGAUGACUGAGAAAUUAGCUCCGCAUGUUUACUCUUGUUAUGUUUGUGCCACACUGCAAGAACAGAGGUCAGAACAAAGAGCAGAAUAUUGUGUCUUCUCAACCUGAAACUUCUGUUUUCUCACUUCUUUGGAUUUUCUAGAUAAAUCAUCUGAUGUACAUUUAUAGGUGUGCUGUUAAACUUCUUGCCACUCAUGUGGAGAGUCCUUCAUUAUAAAAAAAUAAUAUAAAAUUUGGAAAUCAUUUUGACAGACUGUUUCAAGUGCACAGUUUCUAGUGUCUAAUCGAUGCUUAAUUCUUGUUCUGGAAAUCUGGCCAUCGCUGUGAAAAACUUUUUUAAAACAUAACAGAGGAAUGCUCCAAAUUCCACUAUUUGUAAAGGUUCCAAAUAAGACAUGUCUCAUAGGAAACUGAAAGAUAUGACUUGGACAGAAAUAACCUGUUUCUAUAUCUAAUUUUUCUCUUAGACAAAAUUAUUCUGUGUAACUCUGUAAAUAUUUUUUUUACUGUCUUAAGGUCCUCUUAAAUGUCCAGAGUUGUCAAAAUUUAUAAUAUAAACUGUACCCAAUCCCAUUUUAAACCAAGAGGCAAAUGCUAGGUUAUGCACAAACAAAUAAUGACAAUCUAUAUUCAGCAUCCUAAAAGAGAAAAUGAUAAUGUCAGAACUUCAGUAAAUAUUUUGUUGUUAAAAUGCCACAGAUUAAAGUGUCAAUAUAUUUUAAAAUGAUUAAGAAUUGUGACAUCAAUAGAUUAUUUAUUGUUUUCAUGGUGAGAUGUAUUGUUACUCUGUUUUUAUUAAUGUCUAACAUGAAUGUAAUCUCUCUACUUUUCCCUUUAACCUUAGUAGAAAUGCCUACAAUAUCAAUUUGCAAAAUAUUUUGACUCCAUAAACUUCACAUGAAUCCUAGACAUUGAAUUAAAUGUUUAUAGAAAUAGAAAGAUUAUAUCAAUCAAAUUAUUUACAAGUGCCAGCAAUGAAUUAUAACUUGGCAACCAUGCCUUUAUUUUGUGCUUCUUAUUUUGAAUAAUUAAGAGGUAUUUGUGCCUUUGAAUUAGUAAGUCACUACUUUAUAAAAAGAAAAAAAACAUACUACAACUUCCAUCACUAUUGACGUACAUGGAUUAAACCUGUGACACUUGAACUACACUGUAUUAUUUACUUUCAUUGAGUAAGCUUGGUGUAAGGUCUUUUACUUUGACUAUAAAGUCCAAAUAUAAGAAAUUAUAGUAACACUGACAAAAUAAUUUUAUGCAUACAUGAAAUAUUUUUAUUUGUUCUACAUUAUCUUUCUCAAAGUAACUAUAUAUAGAUAUUGGAGAAUAGAGUUGUUAGCAGAGAGAAAAAGUCAACAGAUAAUUUUGAGAAACAGGGCAAAUUACUGUGGUGUCAUUUUCUUCACUAUUCCUAUUGAGAUUAAAAAUAAUCCCUGGGAUAACAUACACAUCAUUGAAAAUAUAUAAAUUUGAAGUGUUAGAAAGGGAAUUUUACAUUUCUUAAGGAAUAUUGGUAUAACAUAAUUAUUUAUGAAAUUAGCAGUGACCUUUUUCAUGGAGAAUAAUAUAAACACCACUGGAAUUUCUCAUGGAGUUCUUUUCUAAAGUACUUUUACAACAAACUAUUAGGAGUUGAAAAUAUUUUAAAUGAGAUAGUUUGCAUUAUUUAGUUAUAGAGACAAAGUAUUCACCUAUCUUUAUUAACUCUUAGGAGCAUUCUUACAUAGUCCCUGUAACAGAAAUUGCAUGCAUAUACUAAAAUUAAAUGGUGGGAUUUUCAAAAAAAUACUCAGAUCACAAAAUGAUAACGUUUUAACAUGUUAUUUACUUCAAUAUGAAGCAAUGAUGUGUGUAAAUUAAAAUGUUGUAAAAGGGCUUAUACAUAGUAGUUGCUAAGGACAUAUAAAUUUCUUUCAGGUCCCACCCUUCCUGUUUUUAAAAAUUGCAUUUACUUAUGCAGAUGCAGAUAUGUAACAUCACUACAGAAGAAUAUUAACAUAUUAAUUACUUUCCCUUGUAUAAAAGUCAAAGACUUUUAUAUUAUAUAUAAUGAUAAAUAUUUAUUUGAUAACACUUUUAAUAUUUUUAGUAAAACAGUUCAUUAUUUUUAAUGACUUUAUCAAUAACUUGAAUCUUUUAGUUGAUGUAUCUCUUUAAUUUUUCACCUUAAAGUAAAUUUUUAGGCUUAUGAACACACAAUGUUCACAAACGUUGUGUAAAUUCCCAAUAUAAAUUAAAUAUUACCACUUUGUUUUCUUGUCUGAAAUGAAAAUACAUAUCUCUUAGCAUCUAGUUUUAGCUUUUCUGGGAAAAGAAUAAGUAAAGAAUGACUGUCAGAGCACGUCAAUCAUGCGAGAAAGGAGAGCAGAGGACAAAAGAAAUUUAAGGACGCUGAAAGGCAAGCCACAGGCUUACAUUGGAAUGGGUAAGAAAGACCCGAAUGUGAGCAAUGCUGCACCAGUGGGUAGGACCAUUUUUUAAACAAAAAUUCCAAUAACACUAAAGCAAAGCGGGGGGAAAGCUAGUGAAAUCUGGAAGAAAAUGGUUAACAGUCAAAGAAUCCAUGGUUCCACUUGCAAAGAAGGCUUUUUUUUAUUAAGAAAAAAUGUUAUUAUAAAAGAAGUGGUAUUGUUGCGAGCAAACAUAGUUUGUCCAAAUUUUAAGAAAUGUUUAUGGUUUAGCAUUUGCCUCUAACCCCUGUUAAAAAUAGACCAACUUGUUAGAGAAGGUAAACAAAACACAUUUUUGGUACGUGAAUUCUGUGUUCUGAUCAGUAUGCAUUAAAACAUGCAAUCAUUUAUUUUCUUUAACUUAUAUAUUUCGUCAGAAUUCUAUAUUCUUCUGUUGACUAUCAUGUUUUCUUAUUGUUUCAAUAUAGUAUGUCCCUAUGAAAUGCUGUAUAUAUAUGUCUAAACUGUAAAAAGUAUACUGCAAAUGUUGAAGUUUUGUAUUUAUGAGAGACAUUGAAAGUAUGGCUUAUGGUAUAUCAAAAUUGUCACUCUUCACCAUUUGUAUAUUAAUAGUAAAGAUACUUUUACUUUAAUAAAGUGUUAAAUUUUAUGUUUUUUUCUAAUAA
Jaculus jaculus (lesser Egyptian jerboa) is the source of this 7825-nucleotide messenger RNA. It is a transcript of the gene Ncam2, whose product is annotated as neural cell adhesion molecule 2. Gene Ontology annotation, cellular component: membrane. The transcript is spliced from 18 exons. Gene Ontology annotation, molecular function: protein binding. NCBI's taxonomy places the organism in Eukaryota, Metazoa, Chordata, Mammalia, Rodentia, Dipodidae. The record is from RefSeq and is a predicted model, not a curated record. The coding region runs from base 137 to 2650 and encodes 837 amino acids. Gene Ontology annotation, biological process: cell adhesion.